Molecule: messenger RNA, 1469 nt
Organism: Lampris incognitus (smalleye Pacific opah)
Lineage: Eukaryota; Metazoa; Chordata; Actinopteri; Lampriformes; Lampridae
Gene: trappc3
Product: trafficking protein particle complex subunit 3
Exons: 5
Coding region: 128-670 (180 amino acids)
Biological process (GO): intra-Golgi vesicle-mediated transport; endoplasmic reticulum to Golgi vesicle-mediated transport
Cellular component (GO): cytosol; cis-Golgi network membrane; TRAPP complex
Source: RefSeq, a predicted model, not a curated record
AGUGGUUUGACAGCUGACAGGAAGGCGACGUACGGCGGAUGAUCCCGGGAACUACUGAGCCAGAAACAAAUAAAUAAAGGAUUAAUAUCGACGCACCACCCGUUUAAGCCCCACGAUAGAAUACACCAUGUCUAGACAAUCCAACCGAACGACGGACAACAAGAAGAUGAACUCGGAGUUGUUCACUCUGACAUAUGGGGCGCUGGUUACUCAGCUGUGUAAGGACUACGAGAAUGAUGAGGAAGUCAACAAACAGCUGGAUAAGAUGGGUUAUAACAUUGGAGUGCGUCUCAUCGAAGACUUCUUGGCGCGCUCCAGUGUUGGCAGGUGUCAGGAUUUCCGAGAAACAGCCGAUGUCAUUGCUAAGGUAGCGUUUAAGAUGUACCUGGGCAUCACCCCCAGCGUGACCAAUUGGAGCCCUGCAGGAGAUGAGUUCUCCCUCAUCUUGGAGAACAACCCGCUGGUGGACUUCGUGGAGCUGCCGGACAACCACAACAUGCUGAUCUACUCCAACCUACUCUGUGGAGUCCUGAGAGGUGCCCUUGAGAUGGUCCAGAUGGCCGUGGAUGUGAGAUUUGCACAGGACACACUGAGGGGUGACAACGUGACAGAAAUCCGUAUGAAGUUCAUCAAGAGGAUCGAAGAGAACUUGCCUGCUGGAGAUGAGUGAUGGAUUGUAGAGAACUGCUUCUUCAGCCUCUCAUCUUCCUCCUCCUCUCUUUGUCACUUUGGAAGGUGAGGGACUGAUGCAUGGAAUUCCUUCACACAGAGACUGGAAAAAAAUGACUGUAGAGAAGUCAAGAAAUCAAGUCCAACAGCGCCUCUCAUCAGUCGAAAGCGUCUUUCCUUUCCUUGUGACCUUGACGUCUGUGUUGAAAGAUACAGGAUUGACAGGUGGGGAAAUGAAUGAGUGCAAAAAAGGCUACAAUUUAAACAAAAAGAAAUCAUCCUCAUUUUCUAGCAUCCCCAUUUUUAUAUUCUUUUUUUUAUCUUUUAGUUUUAUUCUAAGGAGAGGAUGCAGUGAUUUAGAAAAGGCUUCUGCAUUUCUGCUAAGAUGGUAGUGAAGACUAUUCUACUGAACUAUAACCCAUGGUGGGAAAAUGGCCUCUCAAACUUGAGUUCUCUAUGAGCGAAAAUGAUUCCUUCCACUUUGGGUUUGUUCUGUUUUCUGAAGAAUGUCCAAGUUUGAAUGAGGAGUAAUUUUCGGGUUGGGGUUAUCGAGCGCAAACUCCUUGGGCCAAUUAUCUCUUACCAUGACAUGCAGAAAGAGACUUUUUCGUUUGAAUUUGAGGCGUUCAUCAUGCAGCUUGGAGGAAUGACACGUUUCCAUUGGUGUCAUCUUUCAAGCCAGGCUGAAAACCCUUACAUUUAAAUCUGGUUUUAUGUUUGUCUGUUUUCGUUCAAUAUUGCUGUCAACCAUAGGGCAUGUUAAUUUAUGUAACUGAAUAUGUUGUUUAAUAAAUUGGACA